AUCUAAUUUUUCUUAGAGCGAAUGGUAUUUGCUAAAACGAAUUAUUCUUAGAAACUGGUUUUCCCAAUUUUUUUAGCUCCAUAAUAAUAGUGGAAAUUGCCAUACACAAGAAACAUGUCUAAAAGCAACGGUAGCAGCUUUUAACAGGGAAAAUGAACGCUAUAUUAAUGAAAAUUCACCAAAAAUAAACAAAAAUGUUAUUCCAAUAAAACAUGAUAAUGAUUAGACUUAGUAACUCAAAAUGAGAGAAACCUGAUGCUUAUUUUGCACUGAUGCACAGAUGGCUAAAUCAAUUUUUAGUAGUAUAUUAUGCAACAAAUUUUAUAAAUGCCACUUUUGUUACCAGUUUUAUUUUUUCACGAGUAGAAAGCGAGUAAUAAGAAUAACUGAAGAAGUUUAUCAACAUGUUAAGUACUAAACACUUUUUCUUGGAAUUCUUUGAAUACAUUUUGGCGAAGCAGCAGGAAUAAUAGAAUAAUAGAACGCAACUGGAUCACUGGUUAAUUGAAUCUACUUGAACAAAACUUAAAAGAAAAAGCUGACUCUGACUUAACAUUCCUAAUGUUAUGCGUUUACGAAACCAAAUUAACCAAGUGGUUUAUCUCUGCACAUAACCUCGAUCAAGUUUGGAAAUGAUAAUAAUUGUUGAUAUAUUUAUGAUUAAAAUUACAUUUAAGUCCCCAUAGGAAGAUAUUUGAAACGGAUUUUUGCGUUAAUUGUUAUGGAUUUUUGUGAUCUAACGGUAAACCUAAAAGAUAUAAAAUCGGACAUAUUAAAAGGAAUUUAUGAAUGUUCAGAGAGAGGAUUGUUUCAUACAGUAAAAUGGUUAUCAGAAUUAAAUUUUGCUUUACAUUCCGUAAUUCCUUCCGUAGACGUUAGGCCCACUGAGGAUAGCUGUGGCGAAGAAAAUGGAGCUUUUUUAUUAGCCAAAUCAUACUUUUAUUUAAAGGAAUAUGAUCGCGCUUCCUUUUUCGUCAAAAAUUGCAUUAAAGCAAAACCUAGAUUCUUGUAUUUUUAUGCAAGGUAUUUCUCGAUUGAGAAAAAAAAAUUAGACAAUAUGACUGAGACAAAUUGUCCUCCAGACCCAACACAAAAUGAAGCAUUAAAGGAUCUCUGUUCUGAAUUAAAAAGUGAUUUUUAUGAUAAUAAAUUGGAUGGAUAUUGUAUUUACUUGUAUGGCAUUAUACUGAAAAAGUUGGAUCUGAAAACAUUGGCCAUUAAUGUUUUGACAAAAGCUGUACAAGAAGAACCAAUUCUAUGGUGUGCAUGGUACGAAUUAGGAAAGCUGAUCAAUGUAACCAGUUUUAGUCAUCUACCAAAUCAUUGGAUUAAGUACUUCUUUAUGGGGCACACCUAUUUAGAACAACUUAAUAAUGAUGAAGCUUUAAGAGUUUACCAUCAACUACAAUCACUUGGAUUUUCGGAUAGCACAUAUGUGAUGUCCCAACUUGCUAUAGGGCAUCAUAACAAAAGAAAGUUGGAUGAUGCAAUAAAGAUGUUUAGACAAAUUUUGGAAAUAGAUCCGUAUAGACUAGACAACUUAGAUACAUAUUCUAACCUUUUGUAUGUACUUGAAAUGAAAAAUGAUCUUGCCAAUUUAGCUUAUAAGGUGGUUGGUAUAGACAAGUACCGUGUUGAAACUUGUUGUGUGAUUGGAAACUACUAUAGCCUGAGAUCGGACCAUGCAAAAGCAGUGUUGUACUUUAGAAGGGCUUUGAAGUUAAAUCCGCAGUUUCUCUCUGCUUGGACAUUGAUGGGUCAUGAGUAUAUGGAAAUGAAGAAUAUAAACGCAGCAAUACAGAGUUAUAGAUAUGCUAUUGAAAUUAAUGCUAGAGAUUAUAGAGCUUGGUACGGUUUAGGUCAAACUUAUGAGAUUCUUAAAAUGCCGUUCUACUGUUUAUAUUAUUACAAAAAAGCCCAAGAAUUGAAGCCAAAUGAUAGUCGCAUGGUCAUUGCACUGGGAGAAACAUAUGAAAGAUUGGAUAAAACUGAGAAUGCUUUAAAAUGUUAUUACAAGGCGUGUGCCAUUGGUGACAUUGAGGGUUCGGCAUUAAUCAAACUCGCAAAGUUAUAUGAUAAGCUGAAUGAAAGAGAUAACGCCGCUGCUGUGUACAUAGAUUAUUGUUUACAGGAGGAAGAGCGGGAAGAAAAAAUUAUGGAGGCGCAAACUGAAUAUUACAAUGCCCUGCAAUAUUUAGCAAAUUAUUGUUUAAAGAAAGGGGAAUUAGAGGAUGCAUACACCUAUGCUUAUAAAUGUAUGGAAUGUGCUGAGACCAAGGAACAAGGAAAAGCUCUACUGAAAGCGAUAGCGGCAAAAAGGAUAGAGCACGACGAACCUGGGCAGCAAGACGCAAUGAAUGUUACCAUGGGAGUUGCCAAUAUGUCAGUUGGCAAUGAAGCGGAUAUUUCCAAAACAAAUAAUGAUAUGAAUAUUCCAUUCUCCUCCACAGGAUUCUGACUUAUAUAAUUAAAUAAAUAAAUGAGCUUUUUUCACUUAAACUGACAUAAAGGUUUAAACGUGCGCACGUUA
Molecule: messenger RNA, 2530 nt
Organism: Cylas formicarius (sweet potato weevil)
Lineage: Eukaryota; Metazoa; Arthropoda; Insecta; Coleoptera; Brentidae
Product: cell division cycle protein 23 homolog
Exons: 6
Coding region: 722-2458 (578 amino acids)
Biological process (GO): cell division
Cellular component (GO): anaphase-promoting complex
Molecular function (GO): protein binding
Source: RefSeq, a predicted model, not a curated record